AUGAUAUAUGACGAUCUAAAGGGUUUUUUGGUGGAUCUACCAUCCAGGUUAGACUACACCCAUGUUCGUCCGAUCCAACAGAAUUUGUUCAAAGCACUUUAUUAUUCUGUUACUAACAGGGGAGAGUAUCUUGAUAGAUUAUUCACUGUAUCAGAUAUUGAAAAAGAACGUUUAGAAAAUUUUGGAUUCCCAAUUACCAUUGCACUCGAACGUAAACCCUUUUACAGACAAAAAGGUAAAGAAGCAGUGGGUCAUCCAGUAGGUAAAGCAUGCUCUCGUGCUUUUAAGAAAGGAGAAUUGGUAUAUAGAUGUGAAGAAUGUGGUUACGAGGAAAGUUGUGUUAUUUGUCAAUAUUGCUUCAACAAAGAUGAUCAUAUUGGCCAUAACGUGACUUGUUACUCCUCGGCUGGUACUAGUGGUGGUAUUUGUGAUUGCGGUGAUCCAGAAGCUUUUGUUAACGAAUUACAUUGUUUGACUCAAAAGUCGAACUAUACUGGUGACGAAUCUUUUGAAAUCGAAGAAGAUUUCAAAAACGGUAUCAAGGAAACAUUACAAAUUUGUCUUGAUUACAUUUUGGAUGUUAUGAAUUUUUCUAUCCAUACGUUACCUCUUAUCCAUCAAAAUAUUAAUGGAAGAGGUGAUCUUGCAUUCUCAACAAAACACAUAUCCGAUUAUUCUUCAUUACCUCACACUGCUUAUGGCUUACUGGAUUCUAAUUCAGAUGAUCUUUGGUACUUGAUUUUAUGGAAUGAUGAAGUCCAUGACUAUAAUGAAGCCAAAUCAGGUAUAAGAAAAGCCACUAAUUGUGAUCUUCAACAGGCUGAGAAAAUUGCAUUCGAAAUAAAUAAUAAUGGUAGAUGCAUACUUAAGGAAGCUAGAGAUUAUACGGAUUUAUUAGCUUCUCAAAAGCUGGCUGAAUCAGAUGGUUUGGUUUCUACCAUUAUGAGUGCUAGGGAUUUCAUGAGAGAAAUGAUUGUCCAUCAAUUAAUAAAUUGGCUCAUUGAUGUUACCGAAUUUUCUUCUUCAAUCUCUUUCCGUGAAAACUGCAAAGAAAUACUAGCAGAGCUUUUAUUACAACCAGGUUUCGAAUUCUCCAAAUUAUUCCCAAUGGAAUUUUUGAGAGAAACUAAAAUUGAUAUUAAAAGAGCUUGUUUUACUAAUGGGUUUUUAUAUGAUGGCCAAAUAUUGGACCUUGGAGCUACUUCAGUUAAACCUGGUCUUGAUUUAACAUCAUUGCAAGGACCUACUAAUAAGUUAUUGACAAAUGAAAAUAAAGCAGGUCCAAUUGUACACUCAAGGUUACAGUUUUUACUUUGUUUUGAUAUUAGGUUCACUGCUUUAAUCAGAAAAAAAUUACCAAAAUUACUAAUUUCUUUAUUAGUAUCUGAUCCCGAAAAGAAAGCAAGGUUUGCCCAUCAAUUUAUCGCUAUUUAUCCUAAUCUUAUGAAUAUAUUUGCUUUAUCUGACCGUGAAGAAGGUCUAAAUUUAUUAAAUGAAAUAACAGUUCAACUAUUCACUUGCCAAAAAACAGUUCUGAAUAUUUUAUCGAAUAACUUAGUUGGUAAUAUUAUAGGUCCAAUUACUCAGCUUAUAGAAGAACAAUCGACCAAGCUUGAUCCUUCAAGUGGAUACCCUAAUUUUAUCGAACUUGUUCAUGACCUUGGAAGUAAGCGAAGAAACAUUUCCAAAAAAGUCGCAAUCUCGAAAGGAAUUCGUGAUAUCACCCAUCUUGUUAAUAAAUCUAUAUCUGGUCAUAAUAAAUUAGACGUCUUCUUGAUUAGAGAAAAUUUGACAAUGCUUAUUCUUUUUUUGAGGAACUUUCAAGGGUUUUGGCCAAUUAUUAAAAAGUAUGGAGAUCAUGUUGAAGUGGAACUUUUAGAUUUCACCGUACAUCUCGAAUAUUCGUCCCCAAUUCUAUCCAUUGUGCAAAGCAUAACAGAAUUUCCAACAUCCAAUAUCGAACUCGUGCGUGAUGCUAUCAAAUAUUUGACAGACUUUUUAAGCUUACGAAAAAUUCGAAAGAAUGCCCCUGAGAUAGCUGACUUCAAAGUUAGUAAAGAACCGGUAUCUUUUAUUAACCCGCUCAACUCGUUGUUGUCUUUUCUCAUUCAGAUUAAUGGGUUCAAAAAUGUCGAGGACAUAUUGGUGUCUCCAUCGAAUCCUUCUUUCUUGCCUAUAUCCGACAUUUCAUUAAGAAGCAUUGUUUUAGCUUACCAAGUUAAAACUGGAUUUUGGAUUAGAAAUGGUAUAUCUGUUUCGAAACAGGCUUCCCUCUAUAUGGGAUCCUUGUUGCGUGACGUAGCUUUCUUUCGUGAUCAGUUCUUAAUGCAAGUUGCCUCGGUGGUACAUGAACCAAAUACAUUCUUUUACAAUGUAUUAGAUCGUUGGGAAUUACUAGAUUGGUUCAAUAAUAAAGUACCACACGACAAAACUGUUUACGAUCAUAGAUUCGUUUCCAUAAUCGAAUGCUUAGUAAUUUUCUUUUAUAAUAUGAUCACCGAUAGAUAUGAUUUACGUGUGAUAACUCCAGCAGAAAAAAACAGACAUAAACUAAAGAAUGCAAUUUGUUAUUCCUUAUGUGACACACCUAAGGCUUAUUCCAACAUCAAGCCAAUUUUUGCUAUUGAGUCAGGUGAAUCUUCUGAUUAUGAUGAAAUUUUACAAGAGUGCGCUGACUAUCAAGAACCCACAGGUUAUUUUGGUACUGGUUUGUACAGGCUCAAACCAUCUAUGUACAAUAGAAUUGACCCAUUAAGCUUGUAUCUAGAUGCCAGCCAGCUGUAUCAAUCAGUUGCUGAAUCUUUGAUGAAGAACACUGCAAACGAGAAAAAAGUAGAAGAAAAGAGUGUUGUAUUGGAGCCCGAAAUAAUCACUUCGGACUCUACCAUCGUCAACGAGAAAGUUGGAGCUUUCAUGAAAACUAAGCAUUUUGCUAAACUCAUCUAUAAGUUGCUUCAAGUAGCUAUAGAUACUUCUGAUGAAACCUAUUUACCCCAAUUAUUGCAUUUAUUCCAUGCUAUACUUAAAGACGAUGAGUUACUACAUGGCGACAAUUACUUGAAUGAAUUCUUUGUGACGAUUCCAAUCAGUGACUUAUUGCUUACAAUUGUAGAGUCUCCAAUGUCAAGUCAUGUUGUAUUCAAGGCAGACCAUUUAAUGGAUAUGCUCAUGAAGAAAGAUGAGAGGAUUGUUAGCUCUUUAAUUGACUGCUUUGGUGAAGACCAUGUUCAAAGCUACAAGAGGAGAAAGGCUGCUGCAUCUGAGGCUGAAGCUGAGAAAAGGAAAGAAAAAUCGGAUAGGCGAAAAGCAAAAAUCAUGAAGAGAUUUGCAAAACAACGUGAAAAAUUUUUAGAAAAUAAUAUGGAUAUCGAUAUCGGAAAUGAUGAAAGUAAGGAUUCCGAAAUUAGUGAAAAUCAUGAUAUGCGAGUAUGUGUCUCGUGCGGUGAUUCGGAGUCGUUAGAUAAUCCUUUUGGUAUGUUCGUAAAUAUAUCGAAAGCGUCAGUGUUUUUGAAAGUGCCCGAAUCUUCUGAAGAUGAGGCUCAACUUGCGUUUAUUCAACUACACGAUGACUUAAAUAAUGAUCUUUCUAAUUACCCAUAUCUUGAUAUGAGGAAAGACAUAACUGAUUUUGUUGCACAUCUGUGUGGCCAUGGGAUGCAUAUUUCUUGUUACCUUCAAUCUAACGUAAAGGCGAGACCUUGUCCCUUAUGUCAUGCUCUUCUGUUCCUGUUGAUCCCUAGUCUUCUAGUACCACCUUCAGGAGGAUCCUUUCCUCAAAAUUCAAUCACUGGACAGAGAAUCCAUGAUAGAUAUAAUAAGAUAAUCGAGUCUUGCGGGGAAAGUUCCGAUCCCGAAGUUAUGAAUAGUGUCAUUGAUCCUCGAGUUAGCCCUCUGUCUCGUGAAGAGGCAUCUAAUCUUUUGCAAAGGCAAUUUGUGAAGUCAUUGUCAGAUCCAAAAGCUCCUGUUACUCAAGAUAAAGAAGAAUUCAUUAGUAUGAUAGACAUGUCAUCAUUAAUUGCAAAUACUAUUAGAGCAAAUGAAAUAUCUAGUAGAUUUGAGAGUAAAAUUCACCUUGGGUCAUUUGUUGAUGAUAUAACACCAGCAACAAAAGCGUUGUUGAGAAGUUUAAUUCAAUCUAGAAUGUUGCUUCAAGAAUCAUAUGGUGGAUCCAGUAGUAAUUAUUCUUCUCAAAUCGCUUCAUUUUGGCUGAACAUUAAUUGUCUUCCUGACGUGUUCAAUGAAAUGGUGCAAUUAUUUUUUCAGACAGAUGAGUCUUUCUCAACUCUUGCAUACAUUUCCUAUAUCAAAAUGGUUUCCAUGAUAAUUUAUUAUUUGGAUCGUGUUCUUGAUCAUAAGGUCGAUUUGACUAAAGUGCCAUUUAAAUUCGACGAAGAAGAUGAAGCUGCAGUAAUACUUGCAGUAGAGACAUUAUGCUUCACCCACGAAGGAGACCUCGCAAGUAUGAGAGAACCCUCAGAAGUAUUCUUUGCCAUUCAAAGAUUGACCUUACCCUUGUUAAGACGUAUGUGGAUUUUUAAGUGCUUAUUAACUUCCAAAGAUAAAGGUGGUAAUGUCUAUGCACUAGAAUCAGGAUCUGAAUCUUUUGAUUUAGAAUGUGAAGAUAAGAAUGAAACAGCCGAUAGUUUAUGUUCGGCAAUUGGAAUACCCAAAUUAAGUACUUUAUUAAGAGAUAUGUUUGAGCCUGAGAGAAGUUCCUUUGAGCAUAGAAUGUUCGAUAUGUUGUUUUCUGCUAAAUUACCAUUGAAUAAUAUCCUUAUAGAUUACCCAGGUCUUGUUAAGUUGGUAGACCUACCAUCUGAUUACGGUGAAUGUAUUGUUAAUUAUGUUACUAGUCAUCAUUUUGCUGGUCCGUCAGUUUGCUUACAUUGCAAUCUGACUACUAGUACUUGUGUGAACGAAACUCCUAUUUUCUUCGAACCUAAUUCGAAUACUUAUAUAGUCAAUAUUGAUAUUGGAGUUACAUGUUCCGAAAGGUUGCCUGGUCAUUAUUUAACCAAACAUGGUGAGCAAAGGAAACAGAGAUCAACUGAAAAGGCAUUUCUUCAUAGGGGAAGAUAUACUCAACUCAACAAAAUGUGGCUUACCCAAGAAGUCCAUGAAUUGAUAACUAGAAGAAUUUUCGACAUGCUCGAAAUAAAUCAAGAUGAAGAAGACUCUGAAUUUGUCCCGUCGGAGGAUGAAAUAGAAGAUGGGUUUAUGUUUUAA
Messenger RNA from Hyphopichia burtonii NRRL Y-1933, 5226 nucleotides. RefSeq names its product E3 ubiquitin-protein ligase (gene UBR1). Gene Ontology annotation, molecular function: ubiquitin protein ligase activity; zinc ion binding. Lineage: Eukaryota; Fungi; Ascomycota; Pichiomycetes; Serinales; Debaryomycetaceae. Gene Ontology annotation, cellular component: ubiquitin ligase complex; cytoplasm. The record is from RefSeq and is a predicted model, not a curated record. Gene Ontology annotation, biological process: protein ubiquitination; ubiquitin-dependent protein catabolic process via the N-end rule pathway. The coding region runs from base 1 to 5226 and encodes 1741 amino acids. The transcript is spliced from 3 exons.